Branchiostoma floridae (Florida lancelet) is the source of this 1650-nucleotide messenger RNA. RefSeq lists its product as uncharacterized. The record is from RefSeq and is a predicted model, not a curated record. Gene Ontology annotation, cellular component: plasma membrane. The transcript is spliced from 11 exons. The coding region runs from base 1 to 1650 and encodes 549 amino acids. NCBI's taxonomy places the organism in Eukaryota, Metazoa, Chordata, Leptocardii, Amphioxiformes, Branchiostomatidae. Gene Ontology annotation, molecular function: protein binding.
AUGGCCGACAGGACAUCAAAUGCGUACCCUCUUAUUGCCACAUUAUCGACUCUAGCAAAAAGAGGGGACAGGCUUCUGGAGGGUUGCAAAAAAAAGAGGGAAAAUUCGAUAAUGGGCAGUGAGUUACGGCUCACAAAACUGACGUUUUUGACGCUUUUCCGCAACGAUAUUACAAGUGAGGGACUCGAAGAUGGUUCAUUUGCCAAUCUUGGGAACCUUGUCUAUCUAAGUCUUUACGCCAACUCUCUGACCAACAUUUCUGCAGCCACAUUUGAAGGGUUGGUGUCUCUGGAGUCAUUGGGUCUUGGAAACAACCAGAUUCAAAACUACCCUCCAUUUGUUUUUGCCAACAUGCCAUCUCUAACAACCAUCAACCUAUCCAGCCAUAGAUCCUUUGGUUUCACCUUGCAUCCUAAUACGUUCGGCAACCUAGCGGCACUCCGUCAUCUGAAUAUUGCUAAUGUAGUGAGCGUCUCGCCGGGUGUGUUUCGACACCUUCCUUGUCUCCAAACAGUAUGGAUGGGGGGCAGACUUACCUGCGAUUGUGAUAUACUUGAUCUAGCGACAUGGCUGAAUAGAACAGCCGUGACUGCUCGACCGCAUGCUCUCACGUCAGAGCCUGUAAAAUGCUACAAUCCAAGUCACCUGAGGAAUGUGCCUCUCAUAGACCUACGAGAGGAAGACUUGCGAAUGACGUGCCCAGCGACAACAGAACCACCAUCAACACAAUCUACUGAUCAGAUCUGCCCAACAACCUCUCCUACAACUGAAGUUAUGACGUCUUCUCGUCUUGUCACAACUCCGAGGCCAACACCACCACUUCCCUCGUCCUUUAGAACAGCACAACCAGGAACCUGCCCCGGUCCACAGGACGUCACCAUCCAAAACGUACAGGACUCUCGUACCGACAUUCAGUGGUCUCACGGAGGUAAAGCCGUUAGUACGGACCUGACAGGAUUCGUCAUUCAGUACCAAAUCUUUGGUCACCAGUCGUGGAUGACAACACAAGAGAUUCACUCGCGUGGCCGGCAGUACACCAUAUUGGAUCUUCUUCCCGACACGCCUUACAAAGCCUGUGUUGCUGUUCUCUGCAAGGAUGAGCUGGUACAACCAGGACUGGACCACUGUGUGGACUUUACAACCGGAUCAGCAUCUCUAUCUCAGGCAACAGUAGGCUUAGCCGUUGGCAUCCCCUCGUUGGUCAUCAUCCUAGGCCUUUUGGCAGCAAUCUGGAAAAUGAGAGGACGUUCCUCUUCGGAACAUAACGCCGGUUACACAGCUGAAUGCCCUCAUCGUCAGGAAGCGGAUCAAAGCAGGGCUGACUGUGCAGUUGUUCAUCGAGAGAAUGAGUACCAAAACUCAGCGUUCCCAAGAGAGUCCGCAACAGGCAGUAUCACCAGCUCGUAUCUGGACUUGGGCAGAGCUGCGGACAUGCUGAACUCAACAGGUGCUGGGGCAGAUAAUGGUCACUAUGCACCCGCUCCUGCUCCGCGUCCGGACACAAGCAUCCCCUUAAGCUCAGUCAAGAACCCCGUCUACACCCCUGACAACAUGGACGACAACAUCUACACUACGGUCGACGAUGCGCUUGACCACGGAGCAACUGCGGAUACGUCAGAGGAUGACGUUUACAUCCAUGUCACCGGUUAA